This is a messenger RNA of Orcinus orca (killer whale), 922 nucleotides long. RefSeq names its product cysteine rich tail 1 (gene CYSRT1). The record is from RefSeq and is a predicted model, not a curated record. The transcript is spliced from 2 exons. The coding region runs from base 1 to 633 and encodes 210 amino acids. Lineage: Eukaryota; Metazoa; Chordata; Mammalia; Artiodactyla; Delphinidae.
AUGUCCCGGGGAGGCCAGGCUGCAGUCAACGCCCAUCCAAAAAAGGAACGGUGGGUGGCCGCUGUGCUCCAGGAGCCGGGGCCUCCUGGGAUCCUGGGAACCGCAUCUUUGAGCCCCGCCCACAGCCCCGCCCCUCCCCAGGAGGGAAAGGGCAGCUGCCAGUCGCUCAGCUCACAGGCACCGGGCCCCGGCCCAGAGAGCUCACGGGCACUGGGGCCCGGCCCAGAGAGCUCACGGGCACCGGCCCAGAGAACAAGACAGCUUGCUGCCGCCACCACUUCAGGGCAAGCCAUGCACCCCCCUGAGAUGCUCGUCAAGGACCUGUAUGCCCAUGUCAGCAUCCCGAGGGCUCACCUGCGGCCCGAGCUGGGGCAGCAGCUGGACGCGGCUCCAUCCUCCUUGGAGUCUCAGCCUCUGCCCGUGGGGUCCUGCACCCUGGAGCCUACCGAGGAGGCCCCAGGGCCCAAGGGUGCCAAGGGGCCUGCCUCCAUCCAAGGCCAGCAGGCCUGGCAGCAGCCCUGCACCCCCUAUGGCAGUGGGCAGGGCCAGGCAGGACUGACCUACGCUGGCCUGCCGCCGAUGGGGUGUGGCGGCAACACUGCCCACCACUGCUGGUGCUGUGUCAUUUCCUAGCCUGGCCCCUGGGCCGCAGGGCCUGCUGCGCGGCGCCCCCACACGGCAAGCCGGGCCUCUGCUCAGGUGGCCACAGCAGUACCUGGACAGUUGGAACAGCCACUGGCCUGUUGUCAUGGGUGUUGGCUGCUCCCCACCCUGGACAGCGGCACCUACCCACCGAGAAGGCUGGCAGCUCAGCCCCCGCCCCGAAACAGAGCCCUGGGCGUUAGCCAUAAUGGCAGCCCCGGGGACACCCUUGACCACCUCUUCAAGGCCCAGGGCCAGGCAAUAAAGCAGGGCGAGCUUC